Messenger RNA from Mirounga angustirostris (Northern elephant seal), 704 nucleotides. It is a transcript of the gene LCN10, whose product is annotated as lipocalin 10. The record is from RefSeq and is a predicted model, not a curated record. Gene Ontology annotation, molecular function: small molecule binding. The coding region runs from base 1 to 630 and encodes 209 amino acids. The transcript has 5 exons. NCBI's taxonomy places the organism in Eukaryota, Metazoa, Chordata, Mammalia, Carnivora, Phocidae.
AUGGGACCAGGGAGGCUGACGUGCGUGCUGGUCUUGGCGCUUAUGCUGGCUAUGGGGUCCCGGCCACAGGAACAGCUACCCAGGGAGUCCCACAACCUCAACUGGAACAAGUUUUCAGGGUUCUGGUACAUUCUGGCUGUCGCCUCUGAGGGCCAGAGAUUCUUGCCAGGCAGAGACAGGAGGAAGCUGGGGGCAUCCAUGGUGGAGGUCCACAAAGUGGGCCAGCUGAAGGUGGUUCUUGCCUUCAGCAGGUCACAGGGGUGCCAGUCACACACGUUAAUUCUGCGGAAAGAUAGGAAAAAGGCGAUGUUCAGGAAUACUUGUGCGUAUGAAGGCCCAGAGCCUGGAGAGAAAGACCUGGGGGGGGUAGAGGGUUUCCACGUGCUGUCCACCGACUACAGCUACGGCGUGGUCUACGUGCGCCUGGGCCGGGCUGGCCGGACCUCCAAGACCCUGCUGCUCUUCAGCAGGCAGAACACGUCCAGCUUCCCGAGCAUGAAAAAAUUCGUAGACAUAUGUGAGAUUUUGGAGCUCGCAAACGGUGUGACUGUUCUCCCGAAAGAUGGUAACAGACGGCCACGCGCCCUUCUGUGCAGACCCACAGCACGCCCGGCCCCAUCCGGCCCCUAGAGCUCAGUGCCUCUCUCUCCCGCAGCCUCGUGUGCCCACACCAUCCUGCCCUGAGAGCCAGCGCCCACCCACCC